Molecule: messenger RNA, 1418 nt
Organism: Nicotiana attenuata
Lineage: Eukaryota; Viridiplantae; Streptophyta; Magnoliopsida; Solanales; Solanaceae
Exons: 7
Coding region: 70-1218 (382 amino acids)
Molecular function (GO): oxidoreductase activity
Source: RefSeq, a predicted model, not a curated record
GUUACUCAACAGAACACUAUAGAAAACAACACAAUUUUUGAAACUUGUAAACAAAUUGUUUGAUCAAAGAUGUCAUCAAUGUUCAGAUUUCCUUCUUCAAUGUUUUCUCUCUAUUCAUCUUCUUCCUUUAAGUCAUCACUUUUCCCUUCUAAUUCUUCUGUUUUCCGUUUUGAGAAUUCCAAGAAUUCCUUAUCUUUGAAUGCUGUUUACCCUUUCUGGAACUCUAAUUUUGCCAUGGAAAAUCAGAGUUUCUCAGUGCUAUCUGCUUCUAAAACCCAAGAUGGAGCUGCAGCUAAAGAUUUUUCUUUUCAGGGAAGUGAAUCAUUCUUUAGGAGUGUAUUGGCGAGCAUGGAAGCGGUUUAUCUGAACAAAAAUCCCACUGCUAAGGCCAUUUUGGAGCUAGUUCGCUCUGCUGAUGGUGAUCGAAUUUGCUAUGAUCACUUUGCAUUUAGGACAUUUGGGGUUAAUGGCCAUGGCAUUGAUUCUAUGUCAAAGUUCUUCUUGGAUUUUGGUUACGAACAACGAGAAGAGUUGAGAUUCCCUGCUAAGAAGUUGAAAGCUUUCUGGUUUUCUCCUCCUAAUGUUCAAACUUCCAAUCGGGGCAGUGGGGUUGAUGGGCCAUUGCCAAGAAUAUUUAUAUCGGAACUUCUUGUUGAUCAGCUGAGUCCAGAAGCUCAGGAUAUAAUUAAAAAAUACACUGACAUCUCUCGGUGCGGAAAAGAGUAUGCAGCACUUGCGAGUGCAUUUGGGGUUUUGACAUGGGAAAGACCCUCAUACUCCGAAUUUCAACAACUGGCUAGGGAGAGUGAGUACGCUGCCUGGACCCUUGUCAAUGGAUAUGCAUUGAAUCAUGUCACCAUAUCUACCCAUCGGUUGACAUCAAAUCUGAGAAGCAUCGGAAAUCUGAAUCAAUUCAUUGAGAAAACUGGUUUUAACUUGAACUCUGAAGGGGGUGUUCUAAAGGUGAGCCCUGAUGGUCUUCUGUUGCAAAGUUCGACUGUAGCAGAUUCUACCUCUUUCCAAUUUUCAGACGGCAUUACAGAAGCAGUCCCAUGUUCAUACAUCGAAUUUGCUGAGCGACUUGUACUGCCCCAAUAUAAGGAUUUACCAGCAGAAGAGGUUGAGGAGUUUCAUAGACGGGACGGGUUUGAGGUUGGAAAUGCUGACAAGAUAUUUGAAAGUACAUCGAAGGAUCAGUUAACCCGUCGUGCUGCAUGAGGAAGAGUGCUAAGCAGUUGAACAUUUUGACUGUAUGAGCUAAUUCUCGGCAUGUUCAGCUGCUGGAAGAUGAUAUUGUAGCUCUGAAGUGUGUAAUCUGAUCUUCUGUAUCUAUUUAAAAGAAUAAAAUUGCUGUACAGUAAAAGUGCAAUACAUGAUUUUCAGUCAUCUCCAUUUUUACCAUCUGAUAUUUCCUUUGA